Messenger RNA from Liolophura sinensis, 1264 nucleotides. RefSeq names its product protein CMSS1-like. Bases 3 to 857 code for a protein of 284 amino acids. The transcript is spliced from 7 exons. The record is from RefSeq and is a predicted model, not a curated record. Gene Ontology annotation, cellular component: nucleus; 90S preribosome. NCBI's taxonomy places the organism in Eukaryota, Metazoa, Mollusca, Polyplacophora, Chitonida, Chitonidae.
AAAUGGCAGACGAUUUAGGCGAGGAAUGGUGGUUAGGAGAUAAAACUGAUGAAUUAUCCGAUCAUUCAUCAUUGUCAGAAGCAGACGAUUAUUCCCCCUCCAUGAAGAAGCAGCGAAUAUCUCCAUCAGAAGACAAUCAGCGUAGUCUGGAUGAUGGCUCUGACAGUCCAGCACAAGCUACAGAAAAAGCUCCUGAAAUGAAGAAACAGAAGAAGAGAAGACGAAAGAGAAUCACAGAAGAUAUAAAAGAAAACCCACCUUCAGCUGGAAGGCCUCAAGAUAUGCUGUCAGUGAUUGAGAAACAGUUUCAAGGGAAACUCUCACAGGUUGAAUGGGAUGAAAUGCAACUGAAUGCAGAUUCACAUUUUGGAAAAUCAAACACAGAAAAUCUAGAGACUUCACCUUACUUAAAAAUGAUUUUACCCAAAUGGAGCAAGAUGGUGAAGAAGGGAGAUAAGACUGAGCCUGACCCUGGCUCUCCUUUGGUGCUGUUGAUAGCCAGCUCUGCCAUAAGAUCUGUGGACCUUGUCAGACAGGUUUCUGACUUUAGAGAUAACAAAGGCAAAUUAGCAAAACUGUUUGCAAAACAUGCAAAGCUUGAAGAGCAACAGAAUUUCUUAAAGAAGACUGUAAUACAUUUGGGAAUUGGGACUCCAAACAGAAUAAAAAAGUUACUUGAUACAGGUCAUCUUCACCUGUCUAGAACAAGUGCUGUUGUGCUAGACUGGAACUGGAGGAAUGUUAAGUUGAAGACUCUGAUGGAUAUUCCUGAACUAAGACAGGAUCUCAUGGAACUAUUCCGCGAGCACAUCUUCCCACAUGUCAGAAACAACGCCUGUACACUGUACCUUAUGUGACCUCAUCUCUCAGCAGUGUUACUUGCACACUACACAGCAAUCUGCAGGAAGAACAGAAGCACUAAGAUUAUUGGAGGGUUAAAAGAUGAAACUGCUGGCCAUCGCAGUCAUGUUUAGAUGAGAGGAAAUGUAAAGUGUAACCCUCCAAAUCUAUCCCCCAGAAGAGUCGGUCAGUCUACAAACUGUGUAACGACUGGUGACAGAUGACGAUGCCAUGUGUCAAGAAUCAUCUUUCUGAUACUUGUGAUAACAGUGUUAUUUUCUCCACUUGUACGGCAAAUCAUUCACUUCAUCCUGUUAGAUAUAGUACAUAUUGUGACUUAUGACUUAUGCAGUAUUCUGUGUUGACAACAAACAGUAAGUGGGUUUGAAACACUGAGAGAAAUAUAAUAAUUAUUUCAUGAAAA